This is a messenger RNA of Fusarium poae, 2745 nucleotides long. RefSeq lists its product as uncharacterized. Gene Ontology annotation, biological process: DNA-templated transcription. Gene Ontology annotation, molecular function: DNA binding; zinc ion binding. The transcript is spliced from 8 exons. The record is from RefSeq and is a predicted model, not a curated record. NCBI's taxonomy places the organism in Eukaryota, Fungi, Ascomycota, Sordariomycetes, Hypocreales, Nectriaceae. The coding region runs from base 1 to 2745 and encodes 914 amino acids. Gene Ontology annotation, cellular component: nucleus; small-subunit processome.
AUGGGUGUCCAGAAAAAGACUCGCAAAUUCGCAGAGGUCAAGCGAGUUAUCGGUCGUCGCGAUGCCAGGCUGAAGGAGAACAAGCUCAAGGCUGAGUUGGCCCAGAAGGAGAAGGAAAAGAAGACUAUCAAUGGCGAGGUUAUCCGAGAAGCUCCCCAAAUGCCCAGCAACAUGUUCUUCCAGCACAACACAGCUCUCGUCCCGCCGUACAGCGUUCUCGUCGAUACCAACUUCCUCAGUCACUCAGUCCAGCGAAAGCUCUCUCUUCUCGACUCCAUGAUGGAUUGUCUCUAUGCAAAAUGUAACCCUAUCAUCACAUCGUGUGUCAUGGCUGAGUUGGAAAAGCUUGGACCCAAGUACCGGCUGGCAUUGAGGGUUGCGCGAGACGAGCGAUGGACACGACUUGAGUGCGACCACAAGGGUGUGUACGCUGAUGACUGCUUGGUAGACCGAGUGCAGAAGGACAGAAUUUACAUUGUGGGCACAAACGAUAAGGCGCUCAAGCAACGGCUACGCAAGAUUCCUGGUGUGCCUAUCAUGAGUGUGGCACGUGCCAAAGAGCAACCAUGUAGCCAAUGCGACAAAAAGGGUCGCGCUUCGCAGUGCACUUAUGCUCCCAAGCCUGAGAAAAAGCGGCCAGCUAAGGGCAUGUCAGCGAGGCUAAAGCGGCUUGAAGGUAUGGUACGGGAGAUGAUGGACUCCGAAAACUCAGUCCAAACAGCAGGAUCGAGUUUAGUAAACAGCUCUAGAGUUACCAAUGGAGCUACCGGUCCGGAGGUGCAAGGCCAAGUGGUGAGAGGCGACAAAACAACAACGUAUGUUGGAGCAACACAUUGCAUGGCCAUGCUGGAAGAUAUUGAAGACCUGAAGAGUUAUUUUGACCAGCCUGAUGAUACGGAGGAAGAUCAAAUUUUGGCAGAUGAGAUCGACCCCACGGAACUCAUGUUGAAUACCAGAGCUGGUCCAAGAAAUCGAGAGAAGUUGUUGGGUCGUCUACCGGACCGCAAGGUAGCAGAUAGACUCAUCUCACGCUAUUUUGCCUCAAUGAGUCCUUCGCAACAUAUUGUCCAUCGGCCGACUUUCACCAGACAGUAUGCAAAAUUCUGGCAAGACCCCGAGGAAACCUCGUUGCACUGGAUAGCUCAGUUGUUCAUGAUGCUCAGUCUCGGAGUCUUCUUUAACAAAUUCAUCAACUCAACUGAACUCGAGGGCGACUCUCCCCUCCCAGCUCUCGACAGAAUUCGCCACUACAAAGCCUGCGCAGGAUGGGCUCUGGUCUGGGGUAAAUACACACAGCCUUCAUCAGCAACUCUACCUGCUUUCUUGUUGUAUGUCGAGUCGCACUUCUUAUUCAACCGUGCAGCCCAGAUGAAUUGCUACGUGCUCUCCGGUGUGUGUAUACGCUUGAUGCUCAAGAUGGGCCUUCAUAGAGAUCCAAGCAAACUGGCCAACAUUUCGCCCUUUGAAGGUGAGAUGAGACGGCGCAUGUGGAACAUGGCUAUUCAAGUUGAAUUUCUGGUAUCCUUCCACAUGGGCCUUCCUAGUAUGCUACAGGGAAUCGAAACGGACACUACAGUACCACGAAACUUGCAGGAUGAAGAUUUUGAUGAAAGCUCAACAGAGUUACCUUCCAGCCGACCUUCGACAGAUUGGACGUCUAUGACAUAUCCUAUCCACAAAACACAGAUUCUACGAGUCUUUGGACAAAUAGCACGGCAAGCUCAUGCCUUGACGCCGCCAAGCUACGCCGAAGUCAUGAAACUUGACGAUUUACUGCAGAACACCUGGCAAAACGUUCCCGCUUUCAUGAUGGUGCGUCCGCUUGAUGAGUGCGUAGGAGAUCCGCCAGUGUUACUCAUUCAAAGAUUCGGGCUGACUGCCCUCUACAACAAAUGUCGCUGUGUCUUGCACCGACGAUAUCUCGCAGAAGCAAUCCCACAACGAGAACAUGACUACUCACGUAGGCAAUGUCUGGAAGGAGCUUUAUCGUUGCUGAACUAUCAACAUAUUAUCUGGGAAGCUUCUAAACCGGGUCAUGUUCUGAGCCAUCACGCUUGGUUUGUCUCAUCCCUCUCAGUCCAUGAUUUUUUGCUGGCUGCUAUGGUAAUCUAUCUUGUGGCCAAGAACGAAAACUGUUCAGAAUUCGGAGGCAACUACGCAGCGUCUACGAAGGAUGAACUUAUCGACAUGAUAAAGCGAUCUCAUCUCAUCUGGUCCGAUGUCUCACAAGACGUGUCCGAGGUCAAAAAGACAGCAGACACACUUGCGACAAUGUUGACUAAGCUCGGAGUUCCAGUUAGUCAAUCGACAAACACUUAUGAACAAACUAUGUCUAUUAUCAGCAUCGAGAACGAAUCCUCGUCACUGGGUGCUCCCUCGGUAGACCCCAGCACCAUGGGCUCGACCGGAGCGGACCCGGGACUUUUAUCAUCUCUGGGCCUGAACACCUCGACUGGAUCUGCAUCAGAACAGACACCCCUGAAUCUGGGUCUCACAGGAGAUGCAGGAACUAGCAUGAGUUUUCCGAAUAUGGGGACGGAGGGGCUCGACUUCGAUCCGGCUUGGAUGGAUACUGCAGCUAGCAACAUGGAUUGGCGCUAUCUGGACAUAUCACUUGCUCAUAGUCACGAUGCUGGACGGAACGAGGAUACCGGACAGACAUGGAUAGAGAGGGCGCCGCCUUUGGAGGAGAUGGACAUCAUGGGACCAGGAAAUUGGAUACCCAGCCACCCCGGAUCCAGCUGA